Molecule: messenger RNA, 2093 nt
Organism: Macadamia integrifolia
Lineage: Eukaryota; Viridiplantae; Streptophyta; Magnoliopsida; Proteales; Proteaceae
Product: magnesium transporter MRS2-4-like
Exons: 4
Coding region: 143-1441 (432 amino acids)
Biological process (GO): magnesium ion transport; transmembrane transport
Cellular component (GO): membrane
Molecular function (GO): magnesium ion transmembrane transporter activity
Source: RefSeq, a predicted model, not a curated record
CGUUUAAAAACGACGGAACUAAAGCGAGCUUCAUUGUGAUGGUGAGUCAUCUUCGGAAUCUGUGAAUGUGCGUGUGAGAGAGAGAGUCAAGAGUCAAGAGUCAAGAGUCAAGAGUCAAGAGAGAGUCAGAGGUGACGAAGACAUGGCCAAAGGGCCCUUGUCGUUGUAUCGGAAGAUCGGACGGCGCCGGCAGAAGAAGACGACGGAGUUGCAACUGCAGCCACUCAAUACUAAUAGCGACAACUACAAUAGCAGCUCUGUCGCCUCUGUCUCUGUGAGGGGCAAGAAGAAGACUGGUGGGUCACGGCUUUGGAUGCGUUUCGAUCGAUUUGGUCGGACUGAGCUGCUUGAAUGCGACAAGAAUGCUAUCAUCAAGCGUGCUUCGAUUCCAGCGAGGGAUUUGAGGAUCCUUGGCCCUGUCUUCUCUCAUUCCUCCAAUAUUCUUGCUAGAGAGAAAGCCAUGGUUGUCAAUUUAGAGUUCAUAAAAGCCAUAGUUACUGCUGAAGAAGUGCUGCUGCUUGAUCCUCUGUGUCAAGAUGUCAUUCCUUUUGUGGAUCAACUAAAGCAACAACUUCCACAUAAAAGCCCAUCUAGGAUUCAAGAGGCUGGCGUAGAAAGAAGCCAUCCUACACCUGGUGGGCAAUGGUUGCCUGUUCCUGAAGCAGCUGAAGGUCUACAACAUGAGCUUCCAUUUGAGUUUCAGGUCCUGGAGAUUGCAUUAGAGGUUGUCUGUAUAUAUUUCGAUAAUAGUGUGGCAGGCCUUGAGAGAGAUGCUUAUCCUGUCCUGGAUGAACUAGCUAGGAAUGUUUGCACUAAGAAUCUUGAACAUGUCCGAACUUUGAAAAGCAACCUUACCCGUUUACUUGCACGUGUACAAAAGGUGAGGGAUGAGAUUGAACAUCUUUUAGAUGACAAUGAAGAUAUGGCACAAUUGUAUCUAACAAGGAAGUGGAUUCAGAAUCAGCAGUAUGAAGCAAUGAUGGCAGCCACAGUUUCAAAUAAUGUUGUCACUCUUGCACCUAACCUGCGUCAACUUAGUUCUAAUAGGAGUGCAAGUUUGGUUACUAGCAGUCACUCAGAUGAUCAUGAUGUAGAAGAUCUGGAGAUGCUGCUUGAGGCUUAUUUCAUGCAACUGGAUGGGACUCGUAAUAAGAUUUUAUCAGUUCGGGAAUACAUUGAUGAUACGGAGGACUAUGUCAACAUCCAACUUGACAACCAGAGGAAUGAACUUAUUCAGCUCCAGUUGACGUUAACCAUUGCAUCAUUUGCCAUAGCUGUUGAGACCUUGAUAGCUGGAACUUUUGGGAUGAAUUUAAAAUGCCAGUUGUUUAAAAUCAAAGGCAUCUACGGCCCCUUUGUUGGAGGAUCCUCAGCAUUGUGUUUCUUGCUUUUUCUGCUAAUGCUGGGUUAUGCCAGAUGGAAAAGGCUGCUUGGGUCAUAAAUGAACCAACUGACGGCUGUGUUGCAGCUCAAUCUCAGGCUUCACACGGUCAGGAUCAUCUUAAUCUGAAGAACAGCAUUUGUUGUUCAGAGCUGCAAACUUGACAAGCUUGCCAGUGUCCCGAUGGGGCGAAUUCUUGAAAAUAAAGUCUAGAGUUGAAAGACAUCAUAUCAGACAUGCGGUUAUUUUCAAUUCAGUCCAUGGAAGUUAUCUAGGUGUAAGGGCUGUGGGUGAUUAGUCGAUGGUGCAAUCAAUUAGUGUUCAAAGGCAAGGACAAAGCUUUGCCUUGUUGAUUCAGAUGGGGUUAUUAGGUGUAAUCACUGUACUUGACUUAACAAUGACUAUUAUUUUGCUUUUGGAUUAGUCAACCCUGAAAUGUACUCUAUUAUGUAUGAUUUAAUACAUGUGUGUUGCUUCAACUCAGCCAUGAUUUGGUUCUAUUGUCUGAGGAAAGAAGAGUUCGGGUGAUCUACUUUGGUAGCUCGUAUUCAGAAAUGUAUUUACCAAAAAAAAAAAUCAGAAUUGUACAGUAGAGUGGAAUGGCAGAAACAGGGUGUGCAGGAUGUGUAGUGUAAUUGUUGGAAUAAGGUUCUUUAUGUGGGAUCAGAUUUUAAUGAAUUGAUUAUUGCAAGUGUACCUGGAGUGUUAUUCA